Molecule: messenger RNA, 2319 nt
Organism: Auanema sp. JU1783
Lineage: Eukaryota; Metazoa; Nematoda; Chromadorea; Rhabditida; Rhabditidae
Source: the annotation of a GenBank genome assembly
AUGAUGACGUUACUGGUCGUCUUACAUUCUCUACUUCUGAUUUCGCUCUUGAAUGUUGCCGAUGCUGUCGUUUUCCAAGGCUCUUGUGCUCAGGAAUCGGUGCUCUGUGAACAGCUUUGUCUGACAAUCUCUCCAGAAACAUAUGAGUGCGGUUGUUGGAAUGAUCAUCAUCUGCUGGCUGAUGGUAUCAGCUGCAAAGUGAACGAAACAAAAUCCGAGACAAUAACUAAGAGUUCACGUCGAUUGGAUAAGAAUGUUGCCAAAGGUUUGCCUAGAGGACGUCCUUUGGCUUUCCAUGGAAAGAACUAUGCCCAAUACCCCGUUAUUGAAUCGACAUAUUUGGAAACGAACAUAACAAUUGAAUUCAAGAUUACCGAACAAAAAGAUGGCAUUUUAUUUUUUGCCGGACAAUUCAAAGGAGAUGAUUUCCUGUCGCUCUCAAUCGUUGGGCCUAAUUUGGUUUUCAGACAUGAUUGUGGUGAGGGAACGAUUGAAGAUGUCUACCGGGGCCCGUUCGCACCCGCUGAAUGGCACAAUCUGACGGUUUGGCGAAGAAAUUGCGAUCGAACUGAAAUGAGAGCAGACCGUAAGACCCGAAUGCUGGAUUUGACGGAGCAAUUCAAGUUCUACAAAGGGAUAUCAAUGGACAAAGGAAUGUACGUGGGUGGAGUACCUGAUCAUAUCGAAAAUCUAGAAGAGAAGACGGGCUUGAAAAAUGGAUUCAUUGGAUGUAUCCGUAAACUGAUCAUCAAUGGCGAAUUGAUGCUCUGCUCAUCUGACCGAAUCAACAAAGUAAUGAAUCCUAAUGAAUUGCUAUACUGUGGUGUUAACCCACACUCAACAGAUGACUUGGAUGAAGAUUCCAUCGAAAUCGAUGAAUAUAACAUUCCAACUGGAACGGAGCCUCCAACGAAUAAACGUGUAUUAGCUGAAGUCAAUCGUCGAGCUUUGAAAGAAGUUUCACCAACAACAUCUACAACUACUACCACUACAACAACGACGACCACAACCACUGAAACUCCAUCAACUACAACAGAUGCAACGAAAUCCAUUUUCGACAAACUACACGAUCAGACAUCAGAUUUGAUUCAUGUAUUGCCACCAGAAUUGGAGUAUGAAAAUGAGCUCAAGCCACCAAGCUCACCGGUUGUUGAGUCAGCCGAGUUCUCUGGACGGUCUUGGAUUCGCCAGAAGGCUAAUUGGGACAUAUUGGACAGAAUCGAGCUUGUUUUACAUUUCCGAUCGACAAUGGAAUCAGGAAUAUUGUUUUAUUGGCGCUCAGGAGCGAAGCACUUGGUUGUUUAUCUGCAAAAAGGAUAUGUCAAUCUUCAAGUCAGUAUGGGAGACGACAGUAUCCUGCUGAGGUCCGAGUCUGUUGUAAGCUUGAACCAAUGGCACAAGGCAGAAGUUUGGCGAACAGGUCGUGGAAUUCUCAUGAAGGUUGGACGCCAAUCUUGGGUGGAAUCGGAAUUGAAAUCCCUUGGGUCAGCUUCGGGCGAUGCUGGUUGGAUUCAGCUAGCCGGAACGGAUGACACAAUACCAGGAACUCAUCAACAACUUCCUUUCUUCCAUGGAUGCAUGAAGCAUAUUCAUUUAAAUGGAAGAACUUUACGAUUACACGCUGUCAAUGGAAUACGCGAAUGUGGAACGGAUCCUUGCGCUUCAGCAAAGUGUCCCCAAACAUGUUCUGUUUCAAACAAUCAAGCUGUGUGUUUAUGUCAAUGGCCUUUCGAAGGUCCACGUUGUUCACAAAGAGCUAAUGAGGCUCUCACGGCCAUGAACUUUAACGGACAUUCCUAUUUGGAGCUUAACAAUGAGAAAGUUAUGAAUCAGAUAACAGGAGAUUGGCUUCGUCUCACAAUUGACUUCCGUCUAGAUAAUAUAAGUUAUUCGGAAGAAGGACCAUCAUCUCAGAUUCUUGCCUAUGCUGGCGAAGAUCCUGCCAAGGGAGAUUUCUUCAAACUCUCAGUAGUUCCAAAUGGGGAUCUCCAGUUUGUGGCCAACUUGGGCUCUGGUUUAGUUGAACUCACACAUCCUACUGUUGUUCGCCCUGGCCGCUGGAAUUCUGUCUCUGUUGUUCGGGAACGUCGUCAUAUAACUCUCUCCUUGAAUAGCGAAAGCCCGAUUACGACUUUGGCUCCUGAAGGCUCAGAACAGUUGAAUGUGUAUAACUCUCUUUAUAUCGGCUCUCACCCAUCCAAUUUCACAAUGGGAAUGGGACUUCGUGGUUGCAUAGAAACAAUUGAAAUUGGUUCUGUCAGCAUUUUCCAUCCUUCUGAAGCUUACAAAGCAAUUAACAUCCGUGAUUGUGCUCUAUGA